Messenger RNA from Thermothelomyces thermophilus ATCC 42464, 705 nucleotides. RefSeq lists its product as uncharacterized. Bases 1 to 705 code for a protein of 234 amino acids. NCBI's taxonomy places the organism in Eukaryota, Fungi, Ascomycota, Sordariomycetes, Sordariales, Chaetomiaceae. The transcript has 3 exons. The record is from RefSeq and is a predicted model, not a curated record.
AUGGUGUCAGAAGAGGGCAACACUAUGGACAAUACCGCUGCCGCCGUGGCGGAGUCGCUCGACGACAACGGCCUCCUGGCGUCGACGCUGAGCCACGCGGCCAAGUGCAGCGGCGGCAAGCUCAAGGACCUGUACCACUUCGACGCAAAGGCCGACGUCUUCCCCGACUACGUCGCCGCCGCACACCCGAAGCUCGCGGCUAAGAUGUCGUGCAUCCACACCGGCUUCUUCACGACAAGCCACCGGAUCCUCCCGAGCGCCUACUUCAGCAAGCCGGUCCCGCACCUGGAUGUCAACGCCGACACGGGCAGCUUCGUCUGCGCCGUCCACCAGAUGCCACCCGGCGGGGCGUACAUACAUGGCGGCGGGCGAGUAUACCUCAGCUGGCCCGAGUUCGCGGCGGCCUGGGCGCGCGUCACGGGCGCCGCGAUCCGCUACCGGGAGAUCAGCGUCGCCGAGAUGGUCGACCAUCUGAUCCCCCACCCGGACCUCGGCCUCGAGGUCGCCCUGAUGUUCGCCUACUCAUCCGAGCCGGGCUACGACGGCGGGAUGCGGCUGCUCCGGGCCGGGGACCUGCGAAAGGGGAGAGAGAGAGAGAGAGAGAGAGAGAGAAGCUCAAAACACGCGGACAUCGACUGCCUAAUGCUAACCGUGGAGGAGUCGCUGGCGCGGCAGGAGUGGGCUGCUGUGCUGGGCCAGCAAUGA